Phytophthora sojae is the source of this 420-nucleotide messenger RNA. RefSeq lists its product as hypothetical. Bases 1 to 420 code for a protein of 139 amino acids. NCBI's taxonomy places the organism in Eukaryota, Oomycota, Peronosporomycetes, Peronosporales, Peronosporaceae. The transcript has 4 exons. The record is from RefSeq and is a predicted model, not a curated record.
AUGCGCAGGCACGAGAGAGAGGACGACCAGGAAACCCACGGCAGGAAGCGCGAUGGACUGAAGGCACAGGGUGAGAACAUUAAUAGCAGGCCUCAAGAGCGCGAAUGGGCGGCAAGAAGACCAAGAGCUCGAAAGGACGGCGGAGGGAUCAAGUGUGCGCAGGACGGCGAGGGGACCAAGGGCUUUAAGUUCGCGGAGGACAGCAAGGAGACCAAGGCCACCAAGUGCGCGGAGGACUGCGGAGGCAACAAGGCGCCUGGCGGUGGCGCAGACGAUGUCUUACCACCCACGCUGGACAUCACGCGGGACAAGAAGAACAAGAAGAAGGUGCCCAAGAUGGAGAAGAUGCGGAGGCUAGAGCAGCAGACAGCACGCGGUGUGGAGAGCCAAGGGAUCCACCUCCUCCUGCAGCAGACGUAG